Exophiala aquamarina CBS 119918 is the source of this 2007-nucleotide messenger RNA. RefSeq lists its product as uncharacterized. The transcript has a single exon. Bases 1 to 2007 code for a protein of 668 amino acids. The record is from RefSeq and is a predicted model, not a curated record. Lineage: Eukaryota; Fungi; Ascomycota; Eurotiomycetes; Chaetothyriales; Herpotrichiellaceae.
AUGGCUGCCAGGAGCCGAUCGAACCCUGACAGCCGGCUUCAUGGAAAGAAACAUGACUUUGUUCCAGAAGCCUCCACCACUUCAAUCUCCCUGUUGCGACCCUUGAAAUCGCUGCGGCGCAGACGCGUGUUCCUUGCCCUGCUGACGCUAUGGCUCCUCUAUUUGUUCUUCAAGCAUAUGCCCACAGAUGUUCCUUCCGUUGGCCAACGUUACGACCCUCGCUAUGGCCGUCUCUCCCCGAAUCUUGCUAGACCUGACCAAGCGCACCCGGAGCCACCCAACCCUGAAGCCCUUUCAAAUGAUGAACAAGGUUAUGAAGGCCCCAUCAAGUUCCUUGAAUUGGCACGCAGCUUGCGGCAUGCAAUACAUAACCCGACUACCCAAGGCAACGUCCUUUAUGCAAUCUCUAGGCUUGAUAGUGUUCCUCGGAUCCUCCCUCUUGCUUGCACAAUGGCCCGCAACAACCGCACGCGCGUGCAUUUCGCGUUCAUGGGUCGUCAGUCUGCGAAAUGGGAUGAUAUUAAAGCCCUGAAUGGCUUUGCCGAUAGCGAUUGUGCUUUGUAUUUGCAUGAUGCACGUCCGGACCAUGCUACUCAGUCGUCGAUUAACAGACUAGAUGUCAGCGCCCGCGCGAGCUUGGGUCACAUCCAUUCUGCGAUAGGGCUGAGUGCGGUGUUUGUGGGCGACGCAAGCUUCGAAGAUGAGUACCUGGUGGAUUCUUUAAGGGAGAAAGCUUCCUCUGAGGGACUUUCGAUAAUCGCCCUUCCAGCUGGUGGACUGGCGGGUAUGUCCUGGAUCUCAUCAUUGAAUGCUCGAUCAAUGAGCUACCUCAACGACAUUAGCAUUGAGAUCAUUAUACAUGCGCACACGGAAGCAUCGGCGAAUGUGAUGCGUUUGAUACGCUCUAUCCAAGAGGCCGAUUAUUCGGGCUGGAGUCUACCCAGAGUGACUAUCGAACUUCCCGCACGCACCGAUCCCUUCUUGAUGCACUUUCUUUCGAAGCUCCAAUGGCCGCCGAGCGAGUACGCAAGUGAAAGCAAACUCGUUUUACGACACCGAAUUGAUGCGCGGCCCAUUUCGCCAGUACAGGCUUCACUGAGAACUAUCGAGUCAUACUAUCCUGCCCAGCUCAGCGAAUCCCACCUGUUGGUGGUGUCACCAGAUGUGGAAUUAUCGCCGGGCUACUUUCAAUACUUGAUGUAUACUCUAUUAGAAUACCGAUAUUCGAGGCAGCCAACAGGAUCUCUGGACGACGUGAUGGGCAUUUCUCUCGAGCUACCCGGUGUUGCACCGGAUAGAAAGACCAAGUCGCCCUGGACGGCAUUGAAGAUCUCGGAUCCCCUGGUGCUUUGGCAAGCACCGAAUUCGAAUGCCUGCCUGUAUUUUGGGGACAAAUGGGUAGAGAUGCACACAUUCCUUGCGCAACGGCUUAUGAGUGAUCCGGAGAUGGCCAAGAAGAGUGCUGCGUCUCCAGUUCUUUCACAUGAUUACCCACGAUGGCUUCCACUCGUGCUGGAAAUGAUGCAAGCGAGGAACUACUAUAUGCUGUAUCCUACAUUUGCACAGCAAGAGCAUGAGGCAAUCGCAACGUUACACAAGGAACUCGUUCAAAAGCCGGAAGAAUACAUGGAAGCAGAACACAAGCGUCAACACUCGGCAGGAGAGCAGGCCUGGGGGGUUGUACCUGAGGCGGAAGCGCUCACGGCAGACGAUGAGAUCAAACAACUAUUGCGACAAGAACGCAGAGUAUUCACCGAUUCCCUGGUGGCGACGCUGCUUGAUCAGAGUGAUUCGAGAGGGCCAGACCACGUUGUUGAUCCGACGUCGAAGAUUCCCCUGAUCUCCUUCUAUGGCGAACAGAUGGCGGCGGCAGAGUCAGUAAAAGACUCGUGGAAGUUUGCGGCCGAGUUCGCUCGUGAUGUUGGGAGUUGUGCAGGUGGUUCAUUCGAACAAAAGCUGGAUAAGGUGCCCAGUAUCGAGUCCCUAUUUUGUCUGUCAUCGAGUUGA